Ahaetulla prasina is the source of this 2405-nucleotide messenger RNA. RefSeq names its product G protein-coupled receptor 84 (gene GPR84). Gene Ontology annotation, biological process: neuropeptide signaling pathway. Gene Ontology annotation, cellular component: membrane. The coding region runs from base 230 to 1387 and encodes 385 amino acids. Gene Ontology annotation, molecular function: urotensin II receptor activity. The record is from RefSeq and is a predicted model, not a curated record. Lineage: Eukaryota; Metazoa; Chordata; Lepidosauria; Squamata; Colubridae. The transcript has 2 exons.
UUACUUCAGGGAGUUUGGAAACCUGGGACUUUUCUUCCCUAAUUCAAGCCUGGGUGGAACCUUUAUAAAUAUCGGUGUCAAAAAAUAAAAAGGUGGAGAUUGUGGGAGCAACAGACGUUGAACAUUCGCUUGGAGUCAUCUAGCUCUUGUAUUCCCAAACCAAUACUGCUGUGGGUACUUUCAAGCUUUCCCCCAGAGGGAGGCCUAGUUGGGACCACUUCCUGCCAAGAUGGAAAAUCCUGCUGAUAACUUCUCCUGCUAUGACCCAUCCAUUGUUGGUUAUCGCUACCUGUCAGUGUCUUGGGGCAUUGUGGUCACAAUAGUGGGCACAGUGGGCAAUGUGUUAACUCUGUUGGCCUAUGCUCUUGACACCAAACUGCAGACACGAUUCAACGUUCUCAUUGUCAACUUGACUUUGGCCGACAUCCUGUACUGCACCUUUUUGCAGCCCUUUUCCGUGGACUCCUACCUGCAUCUCUACUGGAGGGCGGGAGCUGAUUUUUGCCGUGUGUUUGGGAUGCUGCUGUUUGUCUCCAACUCGGUCUCCAUCUUAACUCUCUGCCUCAUAGCCGUGAGCCGCUACCUCCUCAUUGCCAAUACGUCUCUCUUUGACCGUAUCUUCACCCGUCUGGGAGUGAUACUGAUUUCUCUGGGGACCUGGGGGGUUGGAUUUGCCAGUUUUGCCCCCCUGUGGCAUGUUUAUGUCUUGGUCCCCAAAGUCUGUACCUGCAGCUUCCAUCGCAUCCGUGGGAGGCCCUACACCACCAUCCUCAUGGGCUUCUACUUCGUGGUGGGCCUGAGCUGUGUUGGCAUCUUUUAUUUCCUCAUCCAUCGCAAAGUCAAGAAAGCUGCCCAGGCCUUGGAUCAAUACAAACUGAAGAAGGCCAGCUUGAAGGGGGCUCAGGGUCAUGUAGCUGGAACCAACUCAACUAUACCAGGACAGUACCAUGAGCUGGACAGUGGGGUGGACAGUGCAGGUGCUUCACAGCAUUCCUGUGAGGGGCUGCCCUCUGAGCCAACAUCCAAGACCAGCAUUCCCCCGAGUUUGGACAGCAGCACAGCUCCUCCUGUGGCCCAGCCUGUUGUCCCGUCAAAGAAAGCAACCCCCUGCAAACCCAAGGAUAGCAACUCCGAAUUCCAGCGAGUGACCCGCAUGUGCUUUGUGGUUUUUAUUUUCUUUGUUCUUUGCUAUAUCCCUUUUUUGCUCAUCAACAUCUUUGAUGCCAAAAACCGGGCUCCAACUGUCCUGCACAUGAUUGCUGCCAAUCUGACAUGGCUGAACAGCUGUAUUAACCCUAUACUAUAUGCAGCCAUGAACCGGCAGUUCCGUGAGGCCUACAAAGGAGUGAUGUACAACUUUGCCCAGAAGUUCCACUGGUGCCGCUAACCGGUUGGGAACUGUUACUGUACUGUACAGCACCCCUUCUCCUCAUGGCUAAGUUCUCUGACCGUCAUUUGUCCCCCAGGAACUGCCAGGAAAUGGCCUAUGCUUUCACCGAGGACUAAAUUCCUGGAGUUUUAACUUCUGUUCCUAUUAUUACUGUAUUUUAUCCCAUCUUUUGUGGCAGCCAAUGGGGGACUUUGUAAAUCAAACAGAGCCUCAGUCUGAGUGGUUGAAGACUACGAAAACUCCACUUUGGGUCUGCAUCUAAGAGGGAAAAAAACUGCCCGUGCCAGGCUCCCGUUAGUACUGCAAAUAUUGACCUUUGUAAAGGGUUGUCUGGUGGGGCAAUCUGCUUUCUCUUUGCAAACGGCAUGGAUUGUCUGUACAUGAGUUGCAUGUGUACAUGGGAUAUAUUUUGGUAUUAUUAUGUAUUAUUUCUGUUUUGUGUUUCAUUGCCAAAAACACUUCGCUUCUUGAGCUCCUCCCCAAAUUCCUACCUCCUGUUUGCUCCCAGAUCAGGUAAAAACUCUUUGUCCUUGUUUUCACAAUACCUGGAUAAGUUUUGUAUUUGACCAUUAGUAACAGUAAAAGUUGCUGUCAGGUUUUCAUGCAAAAAUUUUUCCAGGUCUAUCUGGAAAGACCUUGGAUCGUCUGUCUGGAAAGACCUUGGAUCUUCUAUUUUGAAAACAUAUUUAUACCUUAGAAUAGAGAGGAAAUAUAUUCUCUCCAGGGGCGGGUUUCAAAACCCAUCACUACCCAUUUGUUCGUGGGUGUGCUGGUGCUCACGUGCAUGCGCAGAAGCGUCUGGGCGGGUGGGCAGAGCCUCUCAUCGCCACCAUUACCAGUCACUCACUCCAGGGCGAACUGGUAGCAACCCACCACUGAGUCUCUCUAUUCUAAGCCAUAAUUAAAGCUUAGCCCAUAUCUCUUCAGUCUUUCUUAUAUUGUAUCUAGAUCAGGGGUCUCCAACCUUGGUCCCUUUAAGACUUGUGGACUUCAACUCCCAGAGUUCCUCAGCCAG